Mycosarcoma maydis (corn smut) is the source of this 1596-nucleotide messenger RNA. RefSeq lists its product as uncharacterized. Bases 1 to 1596 code for a protein of 531 amino acids. The transcript has a single exon. The record is from RefSeq and is a predicted model, not a curated record. NCBI's taxonomy places the organism in Eukaryota, Fungi, Basidiomycota, Ustilaginomycetes, Ustilaginales.
AUGCCCCCCACAGCCGAGACUGACACCAGUGGCAGGAGCUUGGAGGAACAGCUAUCGAGGCUCAGUAUUCACGAGCCAGCUGGACAGCUGCUGGCACAGCUCGGCGAUGCCGACCGUUUACACCUGUCUCGGCUGUUGCCGCGACCAAGCCUACCACCCGAAGUGCUCGAACGAGUGGUGCGCCACCUGCAACCCGGCGCUUUGAUCGGCGACCCUGUAGCACAUGUCACCCUGAUACGACUCAGCUGUGUCAGCCGACUGAUGCGCUAUUGGGCACUCGAAGCCUUGUACUCGGUCGUCAUCCUGCCUCGCCACGUCCGCGACUUUCGUAAAUGGUACGCGAGAUCAGUCAAAUCUCAACCAGCGUAUCAAUUUGCCGGAUUCACAAGAGCACUCUUCUGCUCCUUGGACGACGUUUCGGCACUAACCUCGUUCUCAGCCGGCUGGGACCACGAACUGUUGCGACUGCUUCAUUACUGCGGCCCAACGCUGACCCAUCUUUCGCUUUGGCGGUCAGAGUCGAUGGCUUUGCUUCGAGAUCCAGGUCAAGUGAGGGAAGGCUAUCGAUUUGGAACCUCUCAGCCCGUACAGGUUUGGGGCGAGAUGCGACAUGGCGAUGGUGACGCGGUAGCAGAUACAGAUACAAUCAAUGGCCACCACGACGCACGUACUGAAGAUGAAAUCGUGCCGCCUGAAGCAAAACAUGCCGAUGAUUUGUUCAGCAAGGAAGAACUUGACGACAUGCCGGGCUGGCUCAAAGCAGAGAUUCGACUGCAAGGCACUCGUGCUGCAACCAUCCGACACAAGGCUCACCUCACACCGACGAGACGCAUCACACGACGCCAGCAGGGCUGUCAACCAACACACCUGAGCAUCAUGAUGAGCUUGCCUUUGCUCGAGCACGAAGAUCCCAAGGUUUUUCCGCGGAUGCUCAUCUGGCAUCGUGUGCAGGAGCUCGAUGUCCACAUUUCCACGCCGGGACACACGCCCACGAUCUUGCGCUUGAUCGCGAGUUUGCGAGAUUCUCCAAUACGCCGGCUUAGGAUCUCCACCACUUUUGCGUCACUCUGCAUGAUGACGCCGCCAUUUCCUCCGUCGAAGCGGCAACGUGAUGCAGCUGCCAACCAAGGAUCACCUCAACCUGACUUUGAUCCGGCAGCUUCCACGAUUUACGAUACAAUAACCAGCAGCGCAUUCAUGCCGACGCUCAACCUGUGCGAUGCGUUGUCGAGCAUAUUGAACGAUGACCUGUUGCGCAGAGUCUUAGUGGAUGAGUUGCAGGGCAAGCCACUCGCUGCUGCACCACAGACAGAGCAACUACUGUUCAAAAGAUGUCUUGAUGGGCCGAGUCGAAAGCCUGCCAAGGGUCACAGCUGUCCCCCGGGCACGACGCAGGCCGACUCGAAUGCAUCUGCACCUCAAGCGAGCAUAGACUCUGUAGAGCAUGAUCAGCGGCAAGCAGAGCUGAGCCGCAAUUUUCGUCUCACUAUCACACGGGGCAAUCAGUCCAUCUGGGCUAAACUCAAGGACCGCUUGUGGGACUUUCGUCAAAGGGUCGAAGGAAUUAGUGAAGGGUCGUGGGAGAUUUUGUCCUAG